CCACGGGCAUAAAUACGAAAACAAAUCGAAAACACACGCUCGAUUUCACAUCUACGGCCGAAGAUAACGGUCGGCCAAAUAACGUACAUCCUCGAUUUCUUAUCACCACCAACCUUUCCAAAGAUCGUCGGAUAUUAAACCACAGUCUACAGCGGUCGGCCAGAGUUGAUUCUGAGCUCGAGUCUUGCACUUCCCGGGAUUACCUCUUUGCGGUUCGACAAUAUUCCAGGGUAGUUUCCUUGGACCAGCGGUUGGAUAUUUGGCAGUAAAUCGAUUGAUUUGAAAAAAAAAUGCGAAAUCGUGUCUUCAUCGUUUCUUUGUGCUUUCUUCUUCUGCUGCCGGUCAACGAGAUAUCGGCGGGGAUCGAAAACGCGUUGGACGAAUCCACAGGGUAUGAAGGAUCGAUUUUUCAAGGAAACGACGAAAAUAGUGGACAAUCAUCGUCGAACGAAGCGUGGAAUAGUUUAUCAGAGGCAACGGGGCUGAACGAAGAUAGAAGCAGUCGUGACAAAGAUCCGAAUUCACAGGACGAUUCAGUUCGAGUUGGGUGCUCGGAUUACGUGUUGACGGGGGAAAGAUUGAGAGAGAUCAGAUCCGAGUUCAUGUACUGGUUCUUCGACAAGGGGGGUGACGAUGACGAGGGCGAUUAUCUGAAGGAAAUUCAAGCCUCGACACCUCAGACCAAUAAGAAUUUCAAUUUUCAACUGCCCUUUUUCGGAUUCAGAUUCAAUCAAACCAGAGUAUCGAUAAACGGUUACUUGGAGUUCACCGACCCCCCAGAACGUUACACGUACCCUCUCGUGUUCCCUGUCAAAUGUUGGCCGAAGGAGAAUGACCCCAGUUUCAUAGGGAUAUUUUUCAGCAAAUGUCGUAUAGGGGAAAUAUGGUCGACGGACAGAGAUCGGAGGAAGCCAGGUGUAUACUUUAGGAUCGAGCGAGAUUUGCGAACGAGGAAAGACCAACUCGGAGUGGAGAUGCGCGAGCGUCUCAAGUGGGACGUUCGGGAGGGUAUGAGCGGGGCGGAAGGUUUCGUGCCGAAACACGCGAUCACCGUCACGUGGAAGAACGUAUCGUUCACGGGUGGCAUCGACAAUUCCCUUUACACCACCAACACUUUCCAGAUGGUCCUAGCGACCGACGAGGCGAACACGUACGCGAUGUUCAAUUAUCCGCGCGUUGAGUGGACCAGCCACACGGAGGCAGGUGGCGACACUGUGCACGGCGAUGGCGGUAUUUCAGCAUUCGUUGGUUUCAACGCAGGAAACGGCACAGGAAGCUACGAGUACAAGCCUUUCUCUCAAACGCCGCACAUACGUGAUCUGACCAGAGCAGGAUGGGUAAACGGUUUUCCAGGACGACACAUGUUCAAGAUAGACGAGAAAAUAAUUGCUGCAACUUGCAGCUAAGACAUUCCAUGCCUGUAAAUAAUAAGUAAUAAUAAAAUUGUUUCUCUUUCUUUUGA
Messenger RNA from Apis mellifera (honey bee), 1462 nucleotides. RefSeq names its product protein mesh. The transcript has 6 exons. The record is from RefSeq and is a predicted model, not a curated record. The coding region runs from base 291 to 1406 and encodes 371 amino acids. Gene Ontology annotation, biological process: cell-matrix adhesion. NCBI's taxonomy places the organism in Eukaryota, Metazoa, Arthropoda, Insecta, Hymenoptera, Apidae.